Mauremys mutica (yellowpond turtle) is the source of this 2824-nucleotide messenger RNA. RefSeq names its product protein Z, vitamin K dependent plasma glycoprotein (gene PROZ). The transcript has 9 exons. Gene Ontology annotation, biological process: blood coagulation; proteolysis. NCBI's taxonomy places the organism in Eukaryota, Metazoa, Chordata, Testudines, Geoemydidae. Bases 217 to 1452 code for a protein of 411 amino acids. Gene Ontology annotation, molecular function: calcium ion binding; serine-type endopeptidase activity. Gene Ontology annotation, cellular component: extracellular region. The record is from RefSeq and is a predicted model, not a curated record.
CAGGAGCUAUAGGAGGGAGUUGUGCUGUUGGAGGAAUAAAGCACUUUGAAGCCAUAUCAGGUGCAAGGAGGGAGGCUCUGAGGUUGUCAUUUGUUGACGUUGAGCCCAGGCAUUGACCUUAGAGUUACUGAACUUUAAACGUGAACAUUUCUCAACUUCCCUGAAAGCUCUGCAGGAAUGCAGGCAAGCUACAGUUAACUAUUACAGUGGAUCAAAAUGGCAACUCACUUUUGGACAAUAUGCUUUCUUCUUUUUGUCCUCCUUUUCCUUCAGACAGAACAGACAGUCUUUCUAUCGGCCAACAAUGCGAAUCAAGUUAUCUCAAGACAUAAGCGUGGGUCUUUCCUAAUUAUUGAGGAGUUCUUUCAAGGCAACUUGGAAAGAGAGUGCCUAGAAGAAAGAUGCACAUAUGAAGAGGCAAGAGAAGUAUUUGAAGACAAUGAAGACACUAAGAAGUUUUGGGCUGGCUAUUUCAGUGGCAGACAGUGCUCCUCAAACCCAUGCCAGCAUAAUGGUGUGUGUCAGGACAGCAUUCGCGGCUACACCUGCACCUGCACCGAUGCCUAUGAAGGGCCGAACUGUAAUUUCGCUAAAAAUGAGUGUCAACACAAAACUAGAGAGGGAUGUCAACACUUCUGCUAUCCAGGGUCUGAGUCCUACCACUGCGCAUGUGCAAAAGGCUAUGAACUUGGGGAAGAUAAAAAAUCAUGCAUUCCAAGAGAUCAGUGUGCAUGUGGCAGACUUGAUGACGUUAAAAUAAAGAAACUGAAGGAAUUUAAGACGACUUGCCACAGAGGAUUCCCUUGGCAGGUCCUGUUGCUAAAUUCGGAAGGAAAGGGAUUCUGUGGAGGGGUUCUUUUGAAGAGCAACUUUGUGUUGACUACAGCUGAGUGCGGCCUUCUGCACAAUCAUUCUGGUAUCAGGGUUAGGACUGGGAAUAACAGGAUGCAUGGAGCUGGACAGGUAGUAGAUGUGAAUGAGAAACACAUACAUAUGCGGUACGAUGAAGCUACUGGUGUGAAUAACCUUGCAUUGCUACAACUCGGAGAGCACAUUGAGUGCAACAACUACCACCAUCCUAUAUGUCUUCCUGACAAAGACUUUGCAGAACAUGUUUUGAUUCCACAGUUGGCAGGUACUGUCAGUGGCUGGAAACUGGAAGAAAGCGAGGUAAGAGGUUCACUAGUUGAGUUGCAGGUCUCCUACCUUCCCGAAAGGGAAUGUGAACAAAUACUCAAUACAAGUCUUACGAACAGACAGUAUUGCGGACAUCACCCAGAGCCUGUGGAUGGGCAGCUGGCAGGAGGAAACUUUAUCGCCCACGACUACAAAGGGACUUGGUUUCUGACAGGUAUUUUUGGAGCUUGGCCCACUAAUGUAAGUAACUGGGAACCAUUUAUUUUCGCAAAGACUUCAAGAUAUAUAAUGUGGUUCAAACAAAAAACUGAAUAAAAAAGUCCCUACAGCACCAAAUCCAUAACAGCAAUUACAAAGACCACUUGGAUGCAGCAAUUGGACUGGUUUCAGCAAGGUCAGCCUGUAUUGUGUUGUAAUGCUAAUACUGUAAAUAUUUAUCUGUAGUUCAUCCCUCAAAAACAAAAUCCAUUAUUGUCCAAUCUCUUUCCAAAGACAGGAUUGAGGAUUAUUGUAGUAGACGUGGCUACUUCACUUUGAAAAUAAUGAGUUUGAAUUUGUACAGCACUGUUCCUCUAAGCUGAUCUUAAGAGACCAUAACAUUUUUACUGAUUAUUAAAAAUAAAUGAAUCACUUUCCCUACUCACUGAAAUGUCCCUAUUGCUAGGGAGAAAUGCAGCUACUGUUUCAGGGAGCAGUGACAAUUACUGUGGUAUAUGACCACAUCCUGCACAACUUUAAUCAUGUAAGUAUUUGCAAAGCAUCCCCCUGCCCAUUCCCUUGACUUUGCUAGGAUUACUUGAGUAAAGAUUUGCUGAAUCAGCCCCUAGAACAGGAAUAGUCUAAAUCAGACAUAAGUGAAGUGAUUCCUCAAGUCACAAUCACCCAGGUAGUCUGUCCCAGGGGCAGCAACAGUCUGGCCCUUGCUUUGGCCCAGAUUGCCAAUUGAUGACCUUGCCCCAUUUGAGCAAAAUCAAAAUAAAAAGUUAAUGCAUCACUACCACGUUCUUUGUUCACCUGACAAGUAUAAAUUUAGCUUUUAAUUAUCGCUGAUGUUUCGUUGUAUGUUUUGUAAAAGUAAUGAAAUCGCUGCAAAAGAGCAGCUCCCUGCAGUGCUCUGCUUCUACUUCCACAUUCUUGCUAUUGAGUGGGAACAGUCACGUCAGAACAAGACAGCUGAAACAAAGUACUCCAUUUUGAUUCAAAUCCUUCUGAAACUGUGCUAUCAAAUGUCACUAGAUGUACCCUUGUGAAAUGUAAUGAUUUUGAUGAAACAGCAUUUUUCUGACAGGAAACUGUUCCACCUAAGCUUUUUGACCAUCUUUAUUUACAUUGUAGUAGGGCCUAGAGCUAUCCAGUGAGGUUGAAGCCCUGCUGUGCUAGGCGCUGUACAAACAGAUGGUAAAUGAUGAUCCCUGCCCCAGAGAACUUAUAUGCUAAAGACAAGAAACAGGUAAAUGAGACAAGUGGGCUGAGGUGGAGGCCAGGGGAGAUGGAGUUACAGAAAGAAUACGCAGUAUGCUACUCUUAGCCAAAUCAGGAGCAGUGAUCACAACCCAGUCCCUGCCUCAGUUUUCUCUGUCCUACAGGAAGAGGAGCAUUUUGAAUAGCACACAUCUAUUUUCCUCACUGAUGCUGCAGCACUGUAGUCAAUGGGAUGAGAUUCAAAAAUAAAGAGGCUUGGAUCCUU